Messenger RNA from Scatophagus argus, 6900 nucleotides. It is a transcript of the gene nrp2a, whose product is annotated as neuropilin 2a. The record is from RefSeq and is a predicted model, not a curated record. Gene Ontology annotation, biological process: axon guidance; vascular endothelial growth factor signaling pathway; angiogenesis. Gene Ontology annotation, molecular function: vascular endothelial growth factor receptor activity; semaphorin receptor activity. Lineage: Eukaryota; Metazoa; Chordata; Actinopteri; Scatophagidae. Bases 2095 to 4836 code for a protein of 913 amino acids. The transcript has 18 exons. Gene Ontology annotation, cellular component: membrane.
AAGGGUCAAGCGUCACCCAUCACCCACCAAAAAAAAGAUUUUAACGAGAGUGCUUCCUCCUCGAUAAACACGCGCGCAUGCAGGACUCGCACACAAGCAGCAUUCUUUCAGGCGCGAACAACUCCACGACACAUGCAUACGGCACUUGGCAAACAAACUGGUUUAUGCCAGUGCGGACCACACACCCCACCACCAUCACCCCUUCCACCUCCACCUCGACCCAGAGGCUCAGAUUAGCCAAUCGCAGUGACGUCUGACAGCCGCCGUACCCUCGAGGUAGAGGUGGGCUUAUAAAUGACUGACGGCGGCUCAUCCGCAGAACCUGGUGGGCGUAGAGCAGCAGGGGAUGACGGCUGACUGAGGUGACAGACAGACAGUGACACUUGGACUUGUCAUACAGCCUUCUGUCAAGGGCAUUGGGGGUCUUUCAUUGACAUUGUUUACAACUCUGUCUCUGUCAUGAUCCAGGGAGAGUAAAGCAAGAUAAGGAUGUGUGGAAAAGAUUUGUGGACUCAUUUUGAUCUAUUUUAUCUGUUCUAUAAGACGCCAGCACUCCUUGAGUUCAUUUCAAUCCCCUUCAAGAAAGCCUGCACGUAAUUUGGCGAAAGUUCUCGCAUGUUGCAUCGAAAAGUUCCUCAUGUGUCCUGACCUUUAGGAAUGCAUCUAGCUGUUCCAAAUAAAGAUGCCAGCGAGGCUACAUACUGUACCUCAUUACACAGCCAGGCCUCGGCUAGUCCAUUACAUUACACGGUAAUACAAGCCAUAGGCAGGGCACAUGGGCUGGACGCUGGAGAGGCCUUUCUCAGCAGAUUAUUUUGGGCUCACUACUGUGUCAUUAUACAGCCUCCCGCUCUGUAUUUAAGCCUGCUGAUUGCAGGGCUGAGAUUGGGCAGGGCUGAGGUGGGCUCUCCCUCGAUUGAGUUGAGGGCUUCGACAUCAGCUCGUGCCGUUUUUGAUGUGUUUUGUGGCGAGAGGGUGGCCCCGGGGCCCCGUUGUUCUGUGCAGCCAGCCCCCUCUCCAUGUCAGACACUCCUUCUGGGUUUAUUUUUCUCACUUCUCCUCAUCCCUCCUCUCUGUUGCUUGUCUGUCUUUUCUAUAGGUCUGAUCUGUGGCGUCUUCUGAAAGGGGAUGCAUGUGUGUGUGUUUGAGAGAGAGAGAGAGAGAGAGAGAGUGAUACGCGCGUGCACGUGCGCGCCCCUCCCUAUAAUCAGCCACCGACGGGAGGGGGCGGAGCCGAGGCGCUGUGACUGUAACGCGAUAGCUGCUCAGCUCAAAAGCGCGAUCACUCUCACACACUCUCUACACACACCUCCCAGACUCGUACCACAGGACACACGCCGGUGUCGGAUCCGCUACCAGAUAGAGAGAGACACACACACACACACAGGAGAGCGUAGCGGUGCCGCAGGAGCUGGCGUGGUCUGUCAUGAGCGGUCUUUUGGAGAGCCGGAGCGCAGCGCAGAGCUUUUUUUUUUAAUUUAUUGCUGUGUGACAUUUUUAAAAAGCAGCUUCUGGCACUCGGACUGAGGUUUCCGGGGCUUUGAGAGCUGUUAGUUUGGACUUUAGCUUGCCCACUGCCCAGCGCCCUACAGGAGAAACAGCCCCUCGUGUGCGCACAGUUCGCUGGGGACGCAAAAAGGAACAUACGGGGACCGGGAGCCUCUCAGUCGGAACUUGAAGCACCCCUGGAGUCCGCUCUCCAGACCCUCCGGAGCGCACAUAUCGCCCGAAGCCCCCGCAGCUGCGGAACGCACGCUGUAUUGAUCAAGGAGUUCGUUUUUGGAUGAGGUUUAGUGGCACCGCAAAUGGACAGACUUAAAAGCUUAAAGGUUUGCGCGCAUAAUAAUAAAGAAAAUCAAUGAAUUUCUUCAGUGACAUGUAGGUGGCACAUAGUUUUCCACCAAUGGUUAAAUAAACGCCGUGGGAUUACUGAAGUGGUCUUGCUCCGACUGCUGUAUUUGAUCCGAGGUGGAUUUUUUUUUAUUUAUUUGUUAUUUUUUUUAUUUUUUUUGGAGGAACAGCCGUAGUUUUAUAUUCUUCGAGGUGGAAACAUUAGAAACUUAAAGCUCUGCACGUGUUUCCGCGUCGUUCAAGAUGGAUUUUGUGUCACCGCUGAUUGGAUUUUUAAUGGCAAUGUGUCAUCUGGCAUUGAGAGUCAGAGGAGAAGAUGCCGCAGCAUUAGAGUGCGGAGGCGUCCUUGACGCCAGCGAGGCGGGUUACAUCACCUCCCCGGGUUACCCUCUGGAGUACCCGCCUCACCAGAACUGUCACUGGAUCAUCACGGCGCCGGAGCCCUCGCAGCGCAUCGUCCUCAACUUCAACCCACACUUUGAGAUCGAGAGGCUGGACUGCAAGUAUGACUUCAUCGAGAUCCGCGAUGGGACCUCGGACACCGCUGACGUUUUGGGUCGACACUGCAGCAACAUCGCCCCAGCGCCGAUCAUCUCAUCUGGACCUUCUCUCCAGAUCAGAUUCGUCUCAGACUACGCCCACCAGGGGGCGGGCUUCUCGCUGCGCUACGAGAUCUUCAAAACGGGGUCAGAAUUCUGCUUCCGCAAUUUCACCAGCCCCUCUGGUAUGAUCGAGUCCCCGGGCUUCCCGGAUAAGUACCCUCAUAAUCUGGAGUGCUCCUACAUGAUCAUCGCCCCGCCCCACAUGGACAUCACCCUCACCUUCCUGACCUUUGACCUCGAGAACGACCCCCUGCUGGUGGGAGAGGGAGACUGCAAGUACGACUGGCUGGACGUUUGGGAUGGCCUGCCGCAAGUGGCUCCGCUGAUUGGCCGCUACUGUGGGACGAAGAUCCCUCCAGAGAUCCAGUCGUCCUCGGGCCUGCUGUCCCUCUCCUUCCACACCGACAUGGCCGUGGCCAAAGACGGCUUCUCCGCCCGCUACAACAUGACGCACAAAGUAGUCAGCGACUUGUUCCACUGUAGCAUGGCGCUCGGUAUGGAGUCGGGGAAGAUCAGCGAUGAUCAGAUCACCGCUUCCACAACCUUCUACGACAACCGCUGGUUACCGCGCCAGGCCCGCCUCAACAACAACGAUAACGCCUGGACGCCGUCGGAGGACAGCAACAAGGAGUACAUCCAGGUUGAUCUCCACUUCCUGAAGGUUUUGACGGGCAUCGCCACACAGGGCGCCAUUUCCAAGGAGACGCAGAAGUCCUACUACGUCACUACGUUUAAACUGGAGGUCAGCACCAACGGGGAGGACUGGAUGGUCUACCGGCACGGAAAGAACCACAAGAUUUUCCACGGCAACACAGACCCAGCCGAGGUGGUUCUGAACCGCGUUCCGCAGCCGGUUUUGGCCCGCUUUGUUCGGAUCCGACCACAGACCUGGAGGAACGGCAUCGCCCUGCGUUUCGAACUCUAUGGAUGUCAGAUUACAGAUGCUCCAUGUUCAGACCUGCAGGGUCUGCUGUCCGGCCUGCUCCCCGACGCGCAGAUCUCAGCCUCCUCCAGCAGGGACAUGGUCUGGAGUCCCGGGAGCGCCCGUCUGGUAGCCAGUCGCUCCGGCUGGUUCCCCGCGCCCGCACAGCCCUUGGCUGGGGAGGAGUGGCUUCAGGUGGACCUGGGCGUGCCCAAAACGGUGCGCGGAGUGAUCACCCAGGGAGCGCGGGGAGGAGACGCAGGAAGUGGGGCGACCACCGAUAAUCGGGCGUUUGUCAGGAAGUACAAAGUGGCGCACAGCUUGAAUGCGAAAGACUGGAAUUUCAUCAUGGACAGCAAGACUAGUCUGCCCAAGAUAUUUGAGGGGAACACACACUACGAUACCCCGGAGCUGCGUCAUUUCGAGGAGACGGUGGCCCAGUACAUCAGGUUGUAUCCAGAGAGGUGGUCUCCAGCGGGAAUUGGGAUGAGAGUGGAGAUACUGGGCUGUGACCUUCCAGAAACGAGCACGCCAGCUGACACCGCCACGCCAUCCCUGCCUGCCGACAUCGAAACCACCACAGUUCCCGUUACGACUACAGUGGCCACCUCUCCUCCAUCAGACAGCGUGUGUGACUUUGACCACGGCCUGUGUGGGUGGACUCACGACCCCAGCGCCCCUCUCCUCUGGUCCCUGCACAGCCACGAGCUCAACAGCUAUCUGUACAUGGACGCCAGCUUAAAGACAGAGCAGCAGCGAGCCCGCCUCGUCAGCCCCGUGGUGGCGGCCGACACUGGGCCCCUCUGCCUCGUCUUCUCCUACCAGCUGUCGGGCGAGGCCCAGGGCCACCUUAAAGUCCUGCUGCGGGACGCACACAAUGAGGAGACUGUCGUGUGGACGCUGAAAGACGAUCAGGGUCCUGUCUGGAAGGAGGGUCGCACCAUCCUGCCUCGUUCCCCUAAAGACUUCCAGGUUGUGAUGGAGGGUUUCUUUGUGCACGGCACCAGAGGACACAUCUGGAUAGACAACAUCCACAUGAGUUCGAGCAUCCCUCUGAAAGAGUGUACACAACCCUUUGCUGCUUUCCCUCCUGAAAAUCCAGUUAAGAGACCCAAUGGUGGGCGACUUUUCAGUGGCAGAGACCCUCUUGGUGGAGUUUUACAAUUACCUGAGGGGAACACAGUAUCCCCAUCAUCUGAGCCUCCAGUGACCCGUGUCUCAGAGAAGGACAACUCCUGGCUAUACACUCUGGACCCCAUCCUGGUCACCAUCAUCGUCAUGAGCUCCCUGGGCGUCCUGCUCGGUGCUGUGUGCGCUGGUCUCCUCCUGUACUGCACCUGCUCCUACAGCGGCCUGUCGUCACGCUCCUCCACCACCCUGGAGAACUACAACUUCGAACUGUACGACGGCCUCAAGCACAAGGUCAAACUGAACCAACAGCGCUGCUGCACCGAGGCGUGAGGAGGCCGAGGGAGGAGGGGGGAACUCGAAAGGAUUCGGAGUGAGAGCGAAAGAUACAGCCAUUUUGUGAAAACCUCUCACUGCUGACUUCAUUUCCUCCAGUCCACUUUAGUGUCGGUUUACUUCCUCGGUGGCGCAGAUCCCCAGACGCACGGACAACAACAAAAGCCACUUUUUAGUUCAAAUGAGAACUCUGCUUGGGAGAUGUGACACAGUGUUGGUAGUGUUGGUAGAGAGAAAGACUGAGGUUGCCCAGCUGGACUGUUCCAUGUAGGGGAUGUUAGGCCUCAAAAAAUAAAUAUCACACAUAUCAAUUACGGAUUCCUGCUCCACCAAAAUAGAGGUGUUUAUAAAUGCAUCAUAGAUUUGUAAGAGGUCUAGUUUUGAAAAUGGAUGCUGUAAGCUACACAUACCGAGUCAGAGCACAUUGUGUUGGAAAGGUGGUAGGUUAGGAACGUGCUUAGAAAGCGUCUUUUUUGAUCACAUGUGAACACAGUGGCCUAGAACUUAGCUCCUUCGUGUGGCCCGUUGGCCUUUUUGUUCUGUCGUAGACUCUGCUACCUAUCAGCUUCUGUUAUCCUCUUAGUUCCUGACAGUCUGUGGUAUUUUUAGUCACUGACGUCCAUCAAGCUUGUCUUUCGGUCACUCUCUUUCUGUUUAAUGUUUUUGUUCUGGCCUAUUGCCAGUCUGUGAUGGCAGAUAAGUAGAAAAAGAGGCAAAGUGUAUGUGUGUGUGUAGAGGUGGGGAUGGGGGGGGGGCAUUUUAACACAUUCUUUUUAACGACAGAGAAAGUUAUUGUUAGAUUUAGUUGUUACUGGUUCCUGUCAAAGAGAAGGUCAAGUUUACAUUGUGGUUAAUGGUGAAAGGUCAAGGAGCUUUUGAUCGGUGCAACCUAUGGAUUGCUGGUAAGGGCAGAGACUGAAAACCACUGAAGAAAGAGGAAGAAAGGGAGAGCGAGAGAGACUGACAAAGCGCUAAAAUCCCCAGCCUCUCGCUAACAGGGGAAAUGUUCUCCCUGUGCUUUCACAAGGACAAAUAACAACUGGGAUCAAAAGCAAAUGCACAGCCAGAAACAACUCUUCUAAAUCGACUGACUGUGUGCCUGGACGCACAGCAAGCCUUAAAAGCAAACUGUCCGUUGAAAAAGGAACUCUGAGGCGACAGCGAAACACGAGAGGAGGUACCGCUCUCUCUCUUUUUACAUGUGGACCUCAAAAGCCAUGAUUUAAAGGACCUACUACCCCCCUCCCCACCAAACUCACACAUACACACAGAUCACACUAGCCCCACCUCACAACUACUGGCUAAUUGUGGCCUAUUCUUCUGAAGUACUUUUUGUUUUCUUUAUGUCGGCUCUUGCACAGCAAGGCGCACAUUCGUCGGACGGUUUUGAACAAAACAGAAACGGUCUCGGUCUUGCACACCCUGGACUCAUAAGCCAUGAGAAGGAGGGGGUGAGAGUGUCUGAAUUCCCUCCCCUGCACAUGCACAUUCACAUUACUUCACGUGUAUAUACAGAUGUGUAUACAGACACCCUCUCUCGCUCAGAAACACAUGAAACUUUGGACACACACACACAUUAAAAGGCACUUAGACCUGAAAGUGAAGAGAACAGUGUCUGCUGCUGAGAAGCCAGAGGUACAUAUAUUUGAGGCCAUGGAGUACAUAAGUGCUAUGGAUUCACUACACACACACACACUCAAAAUUUCAUCCCAUUUUCCGCCACCACACACACACACAAGCCGUCUCUCUCCUCUGAGGCCCACUUCUCUGGACCCCACUGACUCUCUACAAAGUGCCUUGGAGCCUCGGGGAUCCAGCUUGCCUUUGGAGCCAGUAUCAGAUACAUUAAUUUGACACUGACAGUGACAGUCACAGCACCCCCUUCUGCCUGGGAGGACCAAACAAAAACGUAAAAAGGACAGGAUCCCCCUCGUUUCGCACUGCUCGGACUGCUGUUGUUGUUGUUUUAAAGGGGUCUUUGUACAGAAAUUCUCUUUUUAUGAUUGUUAUUAUAAUUAUUGUUAUGAUUAUUUAAUAAAGGAUUUAUACCAUAAGGAAUAA